CGCGCAAGGAGCUGCACGAGGCGCCUCCCAGGGAAGCCGGGCGAGCGCUAGCCGGGAGAGGGAGAGCGCGGACGCCUCCUCCUCCUCCUGGACGUGGCGCCCGCCCCCCGGGCUCCUCCUCGCCGCGGCGCCGCCACGGCCGGCGAGAGAUGUUCACCCGCGCGGUGAGCAGGCUCAGCAGGAAGCGGCCCCCGUCAGAAAUAAACGACAGCGACAGCAAGCCAAGCAGCAGCCACCAAAGUUUAAAUGGCACUACAAGAUGGGCGACAUCGCUAGAAAAUUUACUAGAGGAUCCAGAAGGCGUCAAGAGAUUUAGGGAGUUUUUAAAGAAAGAAUUUAGUGAAGAAAAUGUUUUGUUCUGGCUAGCAUGUGAAGAGUUUAAGAAGAUAAAAGAUGAGAAACAGAUGCAAGCGAAGGCAAAUGAAAUUUACAUGACUUUCCUGUCAAGUAAAGCUUCUUUUCAAGUUAAUGUUGAAGGGCAAUCCCGUUUGGAUGAGUCAAUAUUGGAAAAACCUCACCCUCUAAUGUUUCAGAGACUUCAAGACCAGAUUUUCAGCCUCAUGAAGUACGACAGCUACAGCCGCUUCUUGAAAUCAGAAGUGUUUCUUAAGCUGAAGCAGACCGAAGAACAGGAAGAGAAUUUACCAGAUGCUCAAACUGUAGCGAAAAGAGCUUCUAGAAUUUACAACACAUGAUUGAAACAACAACAAACAGUAGAUCCCACUGAGACUACAAUAACCAAAUGAGUUCUCAGGAUUAGUCUGUGAGGUUAACACAACUGCAUUUCAAGCUUGGAAAACAUAGAACCCUGUUAGGCGAUGCUUAACCUUCGUUGCUUGAAUGACAUAACUGUUUUUGCAUAAUGGCUACCACCGAAACCCUUGGCCAAGGCAGUUAUACUAAACCCCUAAAAGGACUGAAGGACUCAAGAGUAAUCUGUGAACAGAAAACUCGGUUAUUUUUACCUUCUGGUUUUGAUACCGUUCCUUGUGAAUCAUUAUUAUUUUUUAAGUGGGGAUGUAGCAUAAAAUUGUGAUAAGUUUAAAAACACAGGUAGUAUGAGGGAGAGGCAGUAUACCUGUUUUUUAAAACACUCUUAGAGCCUUGUGUAAAUAGACUUUCCACUUUUUAAGCUUUAACUGUUAUUUGAGCGGGUUCAAAUUCUGCCUAAAUUUUGCUUAAACUGAAGUAAAAGAAAAUGAAUUGAAAUAUUUUUCUGAUACUGACAAGAAUAGAGAAGCCUCUAUUAAGGGAAGUACAAAGGCAGGAGACUAUUCCUCUGAGGCAUUAGUUUAAAACCAUGCCUACCUUUUUCCCCCUGGAACUAAUCAAAAUAAUUGAAAAACAAUCAUUUUCUCUAUCUUUGUAAUACAACACAUGCUAUUCACUCUAAAAGCUGCUUUCAGAAUGGCUUUUGUAGGGUUUUCUGUGGCUUGGUUUUAAAUCUAUUUGUGCUAGGGAAAGAUUGCCUAUUUCUCCUGUGAACCCUUAUUGUUCAGGGUUCUUACUUUUUCUCCCCCUUCUUUGUUCUGAAACUGAGACUCCCUAACUGAAUUUCAAGAAGAGUGUUACUAAUUUUGUCAAACAACAGCUAGCUUACUGCUGUAACAAACCUAGGCCACAAAUUACCUUUUGUCUGCAUUCAAAGUACGCUUAGACUUGGAGACUGGCCAGUAGCAUCCUUCUGCAUUAAUCUACCCAGAAAGACGAAAUGCAAAGCUAGUGCCUCACCCAGUGAGUGUCUAUUUCCAGCUCAACAGCAAGUAUGAACUAGCUUUUAAGCCUUGUGUACUUGUUCCAAGGAAUUCUGUCUCAGUUGCCAAAAUUUGUUUCUUUUCUUUUGUACAGACAUUCUAACCAGGUUUUAUUUUCACCUGCUUUUGUCCUAAACUUGUUUGUAUAUUCUGCAGCAGCGCACUCCCUUAGCAAUCAAAACAACCCCUCUCCAAGUUGUGGAACCGGUCUGCACAUCACAUCACAUCAUAGUUUAAAGCACGCUAUGGUUUAAUGUGAAUGAUCCACGCCAUGAAUUAAUGUUAAUGUUGGUGCACGCUGCUCACAAGGUGCUCCUGUCCUGGUUUGUUUCCCACAAGCAAAACACAAGCUGUAAGCCAAGGAGAGAUGUUGGCUCCUGCUCAUGGUUUGUUUAGAUAGAAACUAUCCACAAACCUGGGUUCAAGUGACAUGACUGACUUUGGGGGGGAAAGGAGCAUCGUGGAAACAUUUGAGUUAUAUGCACAAGCAUGAUGCUUAUUCACAUUAAACCAUAGCUCAGUUUUAAACAGCAGCUUAAUGUGAUAUGUGGACCAUGCUGCAGACUCUGCUCAUAUUGGAUUUCACUCUACGUGUGAUUUCCCCCCCUCAAAAUUUGCAACUCCUGCGACCAGCUUGUCUGCAGUUAGAAAAAUAGUACCAUAAACUUUGGAGGGACCAGCUGUCAUCCUUUUGGCUGCUUAAGAAAGACCUGUGUGUUGUGUGGGAAGGCAGGAGUGAGGAAACAGAGGCAAGGGACCACCCACCAUUCACUCCUGUGAAGAGACCAUCAGUCAGCCCAAGAGGAGUCUGAUUUUUUUAUAUAUUAUAACAUUUAUUUGGUUUAUUACUUUUUAUAUUGUAAACUGCCUUGGGUGCCUUGGCAGUAUAUAGAUGCAA
Podarcis raffonei (Aeolian wall lizard) is the source of this 2652-nucleotide messenger RNA. It is a transcript of the gene RGS10, whose product is annotated as regulator of G protein signaling 10. Lineage: Eukaryota; Metazoa; Chordata; Lepidosauria; Squamata; Lacertidae. Gene Ontology annotation, molecular function: GTPase activator activity; G-protein alpha-subunit binding. Gene Ontology annotation, biological process: regulation of G protein-coupled receptor signaling pathway. The record is from RefSeq and is a predicted model, not a curated record. The coding region runs from base 150 to 695 and encodes 181 amino acids. The transcript is spliced from 5 exons.